AGUAGUAGAUAUUGUACGUAAUGAGGUAUCUGAGAGGAAGACACCAUGUGUCGUUGGUUUUACUGAUAAGAACAGAUUAAUUGGUGAAGCGGCAAUGACGUCUAUUAAAUCUAAUUAUAAGAAUACUUGUCGUAACCCUAAACAAUUAUUAGGGAGGACAUCAAUAGAUCAAGAUGAGGAACUCAUUAAGGAGAAGUUCUUCCAGGUAUGUGAUAAUGCUAUUGCUGAUGAUGGUACUGUUGGAUAUCGUGUAUCAUAUCUAGGUAAGGAGAGAAUAUUAUCAGCUACAGUGGUAACAUCUAUGUUGUUAUCAAAGCUUAAAGAUACCGCUGAUGCUUUUACUACCUCAUCAAAUAGUAAAGAUGUUGUUAUUGCUGUACCAUCUUACUUCCAAGAUUCUCAUAGACAUGCUAUAUUGGAUGCUGCCCGUAUUGCUGGUCUUAAUUGUCUACGAGUUAUGAAUGAUUCAACAGCAACUGCAUUGGCUUAUGGUAUAUAUCGAUCUAAUGAGUUCAGUGAUAAUACUCCAACAAUAGUAGCAUUCACAUCUGUUGGUGCAUCUCAUUUUGGUACAUCUAUCGUUAAGUUUACUAAAGGUCAUCUUACUGUACUUGGUGAGGCUAUUGAUACUACUGUUGGUGGUCGAUAUAUUGAUAAGAUCCUAAUGGAGCAUUAUAGUCAACAGUUUACUACUAAAACUGGUUUAGAUCCCCUUAAGAAUGCUAAAUCUAGAUUUAAGUUGGAAGAGGCUGUUAAUAAGGUUAAGAAGAUAUUAUCAGCCAAUAAUGAGGCCGUAUUAGGGAUUGAAUGCUUGUUGGAGGAUGAGGAUCUGAAUGUAGUCGUGACUCGUGAUAAGCUCGAGGAACUAUGUGCUCCGAUGGUUGAUAAGAUGCAGUCUGUGAUGAAUACGCAUUGA
Messenger RNA from Perkinsus marinus ATCC 50983, 916 nucleotides. Its product is annotated as heat shock protein 70, putative. The transcript has 4 exons. Gene Ontology annotation, cellular component: cytosol; nucleus. NCBI's taxonomy places the organism in Eukaryota, Perkinsozoa, Perkinsida, Perkinsidae. The coding region runs from base 95 to 916 and encodes 273 amino acids. Gene Ontology annotation, biological process: protein folding. The record is from RefSeq and is a predicted model, not a curated record. Gene Ontology annotation, molecular function: ATP binding; ATP-dependent protein folding chaperone.